Cetraspora pellucida is the source of this 459-nucleotide messenger RNA. The record is from the annotation of a GenBank genome assembly. Lineage: Eukaryota; Fungi; Glomeromycota; Glomeromycetes; Diversisporales; Gigasporaceae.
AUGAAUUAUAACAAUUCAUCAAGUUCAUCAAAUCUUUUAAAUGAAAAUUGUGAAGAAUUUACAUUAAAGGAAUUGAUAGAAAAUAAUAAAAGAAAGAAGGCUCUUUUUUUGUCGAUUUAUCAAACUGUUUUAUACAGUUUAAAUCGUGAUGUAGAGCUUAAUGAAAUACAAAGAGCUUUAUUAAUUAACCAAAUAAAUAUCACUAUCGAAUGUCAAAUUGCAAGAAAUACUUUUUUUCAAAAAGAUAUGGAUUUAAAUGAAGAACUAAAAAAAACUCUUGAAAAUAAUCAAAUAAAGAAGCUUCUUUUUUCUACAAUCUAUCAAACAAUACUUUACAAUUUAGAUUAUGGUCAACCUCGUUAUACAGAAAUAUUUCGAGAAAAUAUUCAAAAAAUAGUAGAGAUCAAACAAGAAAUUAGAAAAUUAUCAAAAGAUGAUUUAUUGGAAUAUAUUGAAACU